AUGAGGCUGGAUCCUUCCUUUCUCCUCUCCCUCACCCCACAAAAGUCUGAGGAGCUAAAUGAGCUCUUCCUGAACGUGAAGGAGGGCGGGGAGGGCGUGGCAGGAGCCGCUUUGGGGCGGGAGAAGGGCGGGGAGGGCGUGGCAGGAGCCGUUUCGGGGCGGGCGAAGGGCGGGGAGGGCGUGGCAGGAGCCGCUUUGGGGCGGGUGAAGGGCGGGGGGGGCGUGGCAGGAGCCGCUUCGGGGCGGACGAAGGGCUGGGGAGGGCGUGGCAGGAGCCGCUUCGGGGCGGACGAAGGGCGGGGGGGGCGUGGCAGGAGCCGCUUCGGGGCGGAUGAAGGGCGGGGGGGGCGUGGCAGGAGCCGCUUCGGGGCGGAUGAAGGGCGGGGGGGGCGUGGCAGGAGCCGCUUUGGGGCGGAUGAAGGUGGAAGCCCCCUCCCUGCAGUUUAA
Molecule: messenger RNA, 447 nt
Organism: Indicator indicator
Lineage: Eukaryota; Metazoa; Chordata; Aves; Piciformes; Indicatoridae
Product: rRNA 2'-O-methyltransferase fibrillarin-like
Exons: 2
Coding region: 1-447 (148 amino acids)
Source: RefSeq, a predicted model, not a curated record